Tupaia belangeri chinensis (Chinese tree shrew) is the source of this 2472-nucleotide messenger RNA. RefSeq names its product cadherin 13 (gene CDH13). The record is from RefSeq and is a predicted model, not a curated record. The transcript is spliced from 14 exons. Gene Ontology annotation, cellular component: adherens junction; plasma membrane; catenin complex. Bases 277 to 2418 code for a protein of 713 amino acids. Gene Ontology annotation, molecular function: cadherin binding; calcium ion binding; beta-catenin binding. Gene Ontology annotation, biological process: cell-cell adhesion mediated by cadherin; adherens junction organization; cell morphogenesis. NCBI's taxonomy places the organism in Eukaryota, Metazoa, Chordata, Mammalia, Scandentia, Tupaiidae.
GCUGCCUCCUCUGAGGGGUUCGCUGUUGGUGAGGUGCUCGCCCGUAUCUGCCAUGCAAAACGAGGGCGCUUUAUGAAGGAGUCCGUCUUGUAAAGCCAUUGGUCCCGGCCAUCAGCUUCUACCCAAUGCUCUCCUGAUGCUGCCGCGGAUCUAUUUGGGAAGUUGGCUGGCUGGCGAGGCAGAGCCUCUCCUCAAAGCCUGGCUCCCACGGAAAAUAUGCUCAGUGCCGCCGCGUGCAUGAAUGAAAACGCCGCCGGGCGCUUCUAGUCGGGCAAAAUGCAGCCGAGAACUCCACUCGUCCUGUGCGUUCUCCUGUCCCAGGUGCUGCUGCUAACAUCUGCAGAAGAUUUGGACUGCACUCCUGGAUUUCAGCAGAAACUGUUCCACAUCAAUCAGCCAGCUGGAUUCGUCGAGGACCAGCUGAUUCUAAACUUGACCUUCAGUGACUGUAAGGGAAACAAUGAGCUACGCUAUGAGGUAUCAAGUCCAUACUUCAAGGUGAACAGCGAUGGCAGCUUAGUCGCCCUGAGAAACGUCACUGCGGUGGGCAGGACUCUAUUUGUCCACGCACGGACUCCCCAUGCAGAAGACAUGGCAGAACUGGUGAUCGUCGGGGGCAAAGAUAUUCAGGGCUCCUUGCAGGAUAUAUUUAAAUUUGCAAGAACUUCUCCAGUCCCAAGACAAAAGAGGUCCAUUGUGGUAUCUCCCAUUUUAAUUCCGGAGAAUCAGAGACAGCCAUUCCCGAGAGAUGUUGGCAAGGUAGUCGAUAGCGACAGACCAGAAGGCUCCAAGUUCCGGCUCACUGGAAAGGGAGUGGAUCAGGAGCCUAAAGGAAUUUUCAGAAUCAAUGAGAACACGGGGAGCGUCUCGGUGACACGGACCUUGGACAGAGAAACGGUGGCCACUUACCAACUAUUCGUGGAGACCAUUGAUGUCAAUGGCAGAACUCUGGAGGGACCGGUGCCUCUGGAAGUCAUUGUGAUCGACCAGAAUGACAACAGGCCGAUCUUUCGGGAAGGCCCUUACAUCGGCCACGUCAUGGAAGGCUCACCAACAGGGACGACGGUGAUGCGGAUGACAGCCUUUGAUGCGGAUGACCCGGCCACCGAUAAUGCCCUCCUGCGGUAUAAUAUUCGCCAGCAGACGCCUGACAAGCCGUCUCCCAACAUGUUCUACAUCGAUCCUGAGAAAGGAGACAUUGUCACUGUCGUGUCACCUGCGCUGUUGGACCGGGAGACACUGGAAAAUCCCAAGUACGAACUGAUCAUCGAGGCUCAAGAUAUGGCUGGAAUGGACGUCGGAUUAACAGGCACGGCCACAGCCACAAUCAUGAUCGAUGACAAAAACGAUCACUCACCAAAAUUCACCAGGAAAGAGUUUCAAGCCACAGUCGAGGAAGGAGCCGUGGGAGUUAUUGUGAAUUUGACAGUUGAGGACAAGGAUGAUCCCGCCACAGGUGCAUGGAGGGCCGCCUACACGAUCAUCAAUGGAAACCCAGGGCAGAGCUUCGAAAUCCACACCAACCCUCAAACCAACGAGGGCAUGCUCUCCGUGGUCAAACCUCUGGACUACGAGAUCUCCGCCUUCCACACCCUGCUGAUCAAGGUGGAAAACGAGGACCCACUGGUGCCCGAUGUCUCCUACGGCCCCAGCUCCACAGCCACCGUCCACAUCACUGUCCUGGAUGUGAACGAGGGCCCGGUCUUCUACCCAGACCCCAUGACGGUGACGAAGCGGGAGGACAUCUCCGCGGGCAGUGUGCUGUUGACAGUGAACGCCACGGACCCUGAUUCCCUGCAGCAUCAAACCAUCAGGUAUUCUGUUUAUGAGGACCCAGCAGGCUGGCUGAGUAUUAACCCCAUCAACGGGACGGUUGACACCACCGCCGUGUUGGACCGCGAGUCCCCCUUCGUCCACAACAGCGUGUACACUGCCCUCUUCCUGGCAAUCGACAGUGGCAGCCCUCCGGCGACUGGCACAGGCACUCUGCUGAUCACGCUGGAAGACGUGAACGACAACGCCCCCUUCAUUUACCCCACUGUGGCUGAAGUCUGUGACGACGCCAAAAACCUCAGCGUAGUCAUUCUGGGAGCGUCAGAUAAGGAUCUUCACCCAAAUACAGAUCCUUUCAAAUUUGAAAUUCAUAAACAAACUGUUCCUGAUAAAGUUUGGAAAAUCUCCAAGAUCAACAAUACACACGCCCUAGUCAGCCUUCUCCAAAACCUGAACAAGGCAAACUACAACCUGCCUAUUAUGGUGACAGAUUCAGGGAAGCCACCCAUGACGAACAUCACAGAUCUCAGGGUACAGGUGUGUUCCUGCAAGAACUCCAAAGUGGACUGCAACUCUGCGGGAGCCCUGCGCUUCAGCGUGACCUCGCUCCUACUCCUCUCUCUCUGCAGUUUAGCUGGUCUGUGAGAACUCCUGACAUCUGAAGCUUGACUCCCAAGUUUCCAUAGCAACAGGAAAAAG